Molecule: messenger RNA, 6121 nt
Organism: Syngnathus acus (greater pipefish)
Lineage: Eukaryota; Metazoa; Chordata; Actinopteri; Syngnathiformes; Syngnathidae
Gene: mindy2
Product: MINDY lysine 48 deubiquitinase 2
Exons: 10
Coding region: 24-1946 (640 amino acids)
Biological process (GO): protein K48-linked deubiquitination
Cellular component (GO): cell periphery; cytosol
Molecular function (GO): K48-linked deubiquitinase activity; cysteine-type deubiquitinase activity; cysteine-type carboxypeptidase activity
Source: RefSeq, a predicted model, not a curated record
CUGUCGACAGUCGCUCAAUCGAAAUGGAGAAAAAUGCAGACGUGCAUCGAGACACCGUCGGGAGCGACACCAUCGGGGCGGGCACCGGCGACGCUCUUGCAGCGGGAGGUGGGAAAGGAGCGGCGCAGAAAAGCACAAAUAGUGAGGCUCGCCUCAGUACUUUGCUGGAUAAAGAUCGCUGUAAUAACAGCACGGCUGAGGAGUCUAGCACCCUUCACGCCAACCCCGGCGCGUGCAGGUGUGAUAUAGCGGAGGUCCUGGAAGUCCUGGCCGAACAGGGGGCGAGGAAUAACGCCGAGUCGAGGGACUCGCGGUCUGGAGAGCAGCAGAUCAGUAACGGGAUGGGGUCGGAUCCAGACAAGGAGGGUGGUGCCUCAAAGUUAGUAAACAACCAAACCGACGGGCCGUGCUCAGGUGCGGACGAGAAGGAAAGCGAACCGACCAAACGUGCAAAACCUACCCAUCUAUGCCCGGGUAGGACGAUCCCAGAGGACUUGAGCGCCCCGCACGCCUUAUCUGAGGGGCUGGCGAGCGGCAGCGACCUGGACCCGGACGCCAGCCUCGGGGGUUGCGAGUCCCGAAGCCUGGACUCACUGGACGAGUCAUUUUCCAAGCUCAACUCGUGCCCCAGUUCGGACUUGAACAGCGAGGGCCUGGAGGAGCGAGGGCUGGCCCUGGCCCUGCAGGGCGAAUUCGGCCUGGAUGGCAUCAAGGCGACGUGCGCCAAGGACCGAGCGGCCGGCCAGUCGAUCUACCACAUCAAAUGGAUCAAGUGGAGGGAGGAGAACACGCCGAUCAUCACCCAGAACGAGAACGGCCCCUGCCCGCUGCUUGCCAUCAUGAACGUCCUUCUGCUUGCCUGGAAGGUUAAGAUGCCGCCGAUGAUGGAGAUUAUUACAGCCGAGCAACUGAUGGAAUAUCUUGGAGACUACAUCCUGGAAACCAAACCCAAAGAGAUCUCUGAAGCCCAGCGACUAAAUUAUGAACAGAACAUGAGCGACGCCAUGGCAGUGUUGCACAAGCUCCAGACAGGCCUGGAUGUGAAUGUGAAGUUCACAGGCGUGCGAGUUUUUGAGUACACUCCAGAAUGCAUUGUGUUCGAUCUGCUGGAUAUCCCCCUCUACCACGGCUGGCUAGUGGACCCCCAGAUGUGCGACAUUGUCAAGGCAGUGGGCAACUGCAGCUACAACCAGCUGGUGGAGAAGAUAAUAUCCUGUAAACAGUCAGACAACAGUGAGCUGGCAGGCGAAGGCAUUGUGGCAGAGCAAUUCCUGAGCAGCACAGCCACUCAGCUCACAUACCACGGCCUGUGUGAGCUCACAUCCACCGUGCAGGAGGGUGAACUCUGCGUCUUUUUCAGGAAUAACCACUUCAGCACCAUGAUUAAAUACAAGGGUCAGCUAUACCUACUGGUGACCGAUCAAGGUUUCCUGACAGAAGAGAAGGUCGUGUGGGAGAGUCUUCACAACGUGGACGGAGAUGGCAAUUUCUGCGAUUCCGAAUUCCGGUUAAGGCCUCCGUCAGACCCGGAGACGGUGUACCGAGGACAGCAGGAUCAGAUAGACCAGGACUACCUGAUGGCGCUAUCACUACAGCAGGAGCAGCAGAGUCAGGAUCUGCAGUGGGAGCAGCUGCCCGGAAUCAGCGACCUGGAGCUGGCCAAGAAGCUGCAGGAGGAGGAGGACCGCCGAGCAUCGCAGUACUACCAGGAACAGGAGCAAGAGCAGGCAGCGGCGGCGCAGGCGCAGGCUCAGCAGGAGGCCGCAGAGAGAGACGAGGCGGACAGAGGGGCAGCGGGAGUCGAUGGUCCCGCAGCUGGCGCUGAGACGGUCGCAGCAGCGGCCGCCGCUGGCCAGGCCACGGCCAGCCCGGGAAAACAGUCGUCUAGCGGAGAGCGCAAGGCCAAGAAGGAAGCCAAGGAGAAAGACAAAUGUGUCAUUUUGUAACGUCAAGCGAGCGUAUGGCAAGCCGUUUGAGCUUAUAGUUCAUUUGCGUCAUAUUCAGUCCUCGCGCUAGUAACCAGUGGGACAAUUUAGUAGCCCGCAAUGGUCAAAGGGCUUUCCAUGAAGCCAUGCGAGCAUUUGUUCAACGCUGCCAAAUAGUCUCACUAGUUGAUGGGCCUUGGAUAUGAAGGAUAUGGACUAAAUGCUCAAUGGGUUUGCCAUACGUGCGUGUUUUUGGCGAAGGAAGGAGACACACUCGGAGACGCUCACAAGAGGAUUUGCUUCCCAAACCACUGGUGCCUGCUAGCCUCCAUCCUCAGCGGACCACAACGCCCCCCCGCCCCUCCCCCCACGGGAUCUUUUGACCGAGUCAGCGGAACUUUGUUACCAAUUGCCAUACUGCAUUAUAUUGGUCACAAAGGCAAUCUUUUUUUUAGGAAAAUACAUCAUUUCCGGAAACUAAACGUCACUCGCGUUCUCGUUACGACAAACCUUUGAACUUGUCUUGUUUUUUUUGUUUUUUUGUUUUUUACAGUUCAUCUGCUUUAUGUAAGUAAGCUUGUUGAUGCCAACAUUUAUUUCUUAAUGUUGCCAGUUAACUUUUUACACUAAAAAGUGUGGAAAGCAAUUUGAAUAUUGCAUUCUACUACACUGCAAUGUCAAUUUGAAUUUGAUUAAUUGUUCACCCCUACUAUGUACUAGUUCACACUUGAUUCUCACUAGUAAGCCAAUUCAGUCUGCUAAUAAAAUGAGUCUCACUAGAAUUGGAUUUUUUCCACUGCUAGAUUCACUUCUGGCCUACAAGUAUGCAAACAAGCAUGACUAGUAAACUAAUGUGCUGCGCUAGUAAUACCGCUAGGCACGUGUUACACACUAGUAGCCAGCUGCACAAUAGUAGGAAAACUGUUACGAGUGAGGCAAAACUAUGCAUUGGUUGACAAAUGUGUGCUACCAGUGACAUAAAAUUGUACUUGAUAACAUCUCGUGCUUCACGUAGUCUUAGUAGGACACAGAUGUCAACUAGUGUACAGGUUUGUCUCAACAGCAAUUCACAACUGUCUAUGUUGCAGUUGCAGGCAGGAAUGUCAUAUAGUUGUCGAAGUGCUCAUUCUACUAUUCAGCUGAUUUGUCUUAACUGUGAGAACUAAGAGUGGACAAGUACAUGGACCUCAAGAUGGCUGUCAAGUAUGCUCAAACGACUUUGUAAGGGAUUCUUCUCUACUAAGGACUGUUGGGCCACACGGGGAAAAAUACUGCAAUAAAAAUAGAAAUCCUAGAAUUACAUGAUUAAAAUGGCAAAGAAUGGAGUCAAGAUAUGAAUAAAAAAAUGCCAUAUAGUAUACAAAUGAAGCUGUGAUAGCACGAGAAUAACGUGAAUAUUUUAGAGGAAAAAUUGCAGAAUGAUGUAAUAAUCCACGAAACAAAAAAAUAAUUCUUUUUUUUUAAACUUAUUCUCAUAAUUUUACUUUUUCCCUCCCUUAUUCUCUUAAUUAUAUUUUUUUUCUUGUAACACCACACAACCUUUUUCCAUGUAUUUCAUGACUUCAUUCUUGUAACAUUACAACUAUUUAUUCCAACGUAUAACUUUUUUUCUCAAAACAUUACGACGCCAUCCUUAUGAUUGCUUCCUACUUGUUUUAUAUCUCACUGUUACAUGUAAGAUGACACCUAUUCUUUGUCACAACUUUAAUCUCGUAAUUCUACCACCUUUUUAAUUAAAAUUAUUACAUUUAUUCUUGUAAUAUUAUGGCUUAAUUGUAACAUUACAAUUAUUUAUGGUCGUACUGUUCCAAAUUCUUGUGAAAUUCUGAGUAUAUUCUGAUCAAAUCGUAAGGGUUUCUUUGCUACUCAGUGUGGCCCAAAUCCUCCUUUUGAAUAUUCGGGUUUGUCUGUUUUGGAAACACAAUGCAGAGCUUUUGUGUGCUCACUGAAGAGGUUCUGAUCCCACAACGGUGUACCUUUUUUAUUUUAGCACAGUUUGGCCUUACAUGAAUAUGUGUGUCAUUGCGGUCUGCUCACUUUGAAUGUUGUGUAUUGUCGAGUAAAGUAUUCGGCCACUUUGGAGAAGAGCCAAACAUUUAUCACAAUACUAGUUCCAGACUUUUACCAUGGUGAAUAAUUAUCCAAAUGUUUCUGUGGCACAACCGGACGGGACGUUGGCGACUGAAUGAACUCUCUAUUGUCCCAUUGUUGUGUCGAGGUGAAGAAGUAGAACCCUGGUCAUGUAAAGCUGUAGCCAAUCACAUACAUGUAUGGAAAUCCCUUUCAGCAUUUAGUACACUUGACUUGUUUUUUCUCACUAGUAACAUGUAGUUGACUAUAUGUCAGCGCUGCCCUACUUGUGUGUCAUAUAGCAGUGAAAUCAAAUGUUACAGGUAAAGGUACAUUUGUCCUCCAUAGCGCACGAGCACAUCAUGGAUCUUAAGGUGGAUAUGGAAGAAAUGCUUAAACGGCUUUCCAUACAGAUGCAUUUCGCCAAGACUGUAUAUAUUUCUGACAUGCAUCUGCAAGAGAAUGCUCCUGAGACCUUUUUAUAUCAAAACAUUCCAGUCGGAUGCCUUGACUCAAGAGGACAGAGGUGGGUGGGGACGGGGUUUUUUUUUUUUUUUUUUUUUUUUAAGUACAAGGCGCCUUAUGACGUUUUUCUAGGACAAAUCCAGGCGUCCGAGCAGUGUGAGACAAUCCACCAACAUGCCAACUACUCAGGCCUUCUUGUGAAGAUAUACUAUGCUAGCUCUUUUUCAAGCUUUGUAUGGGCGCACUUCCUCUGGCCUGCAGUCUUGUUGAACUACUCUUGCACACACGAUGGAGCACGCUUGAUUUGUAGACUUCACUCUAAACUUAAGCUGCUCAUGCAUGCGGACUACCUAAAAAGUACAAUGAACCCCUGUUGUUUUUUGUGUGUUGGUUGAAAGGGAACCAAUGAGUGAGUUGAAGAGCUUCACGUAGGGCUUUGCCAUCAUUUUGAUGCCAAUUAACUCUGUUGAAGUGAGUUGAGUAGCUUCAGGUAGUAAUUUGUUGCAAUCUUGGUGUUAUUUAACUAUGUUGAAGUGGAUUGAGGAGCUUCACGUAGUGCUUUGCCGCCAUUUCACUACAAUGUUCGGCAUUUACAAACCAUUUGGAGGGCGUUAAUUAGUCACGGCUGAAAUAGCAGGGGUUCAUUGUAAACUAAUACAAGCCUCCUUUCAACAGGGUUCGGCAAAAUUUCCAGUAUAAUAUAAAUUGUGAAAAGUAAUCUUGCCUUUGUAAUGAAAAAUGACAAAAACACAUAUAAUUCAGUUGAAAACACUAUAGUGGCAUAAUGUAAUUUAUAGGUGAGUGCCAACUUGUUAUUAAUCACCUGAUAGCCAAUUUGAUGGUGCUGUUGGUUUGUUUGGUGAGACAUUUUGAUAAUGAAACGAUGGUGGGAGUUGCUUUGAAUGAGUGAGCAGAGCCUUUUUUUUUUUUUUUUUGACAUCCCAGUCAUCAUCCCCAAACUUUCAUUGUGAAGACAAAUUAGUUGAUAGGAAAGACUGUGUGUCAAUGUGUUUAUCGUUUGCCUUGUAAAAAAAAAAAAAGUGAGGUCAAUUCUGUAAAAUGUGCAUUUCGACACGUUGGAAACUAAUAAGAGUAGUGGCUAUCAUUUGGUUUUUGAUAUGCACUAACAGCAAAGCAACAUACCUCAUUUUGUAUGGCUCAUAAGUGUGCAAAGGGCACUGUUGUCAUUUUGGGUACCUUUUAGAAUAUAAAAAAAAAAAAAGACUACUGGCCAAAAGUUAUCAAAACUUGGUAGCAAUAUUAAGCCAGCUGAACUCUUAAUUUAUUAACAUACAAAAAGGGCUGUUUUCAUGUUGUGGCUGUUGGCGACUAUUGCAAAUUGCUACAUUCAGGUUAGUUUGAACGCACUUCCAGGGGAAACGCAGCUUUGUGUUGACAGAAAUGAUUUACUUCUCAUUUCCAUUCUUUUCAUUUCCUGUUGGACCCCGAAUGAUGUUUUUGCAGCAAACACUUGUAUCAACAACAGACUCAAUUCUGCUAAUUUUAUCUCUUUACAUAAAUGACCAAAUAAUGUAUGUAGCCUUUCACAUUGCAGUCACAUUAUGUAUAUGGUGGUAAAUAUAUAUUUAACUAAAUGCCUUAUAGACGAGGGACAUUCAACCUGAUUAGAAUUGCCAAUAAAAGCGCAAUCAUCACUUCAA